This is a messenger RNA of Penicillium diatomitis, 1956 nucleotides long. Its product is annotated as ribonuclease H family protein. Gene Ontology annotation, molecular function: nucleic acid binding. The record is from RefSeq and is a predicted model, not a curated record. Bases 1 to 1956 code for a protein of 651 amino acids. The transcript is spliced from 4 exons. NCBI's taxonomy places the organism in Eukaryota, Fungi, Ascomycota, Eurotiomycetes, Eurotiales, Aspergillaceae.
AUGCUAUGCCAAUCCCGUACUAGCGUAACUGCAAGUGCAGUCGACCAUCAUACAGCGGACCUGCGACUAUCCCCAUACGCAAAGCGGUGGUUUACCCCCGGUCUGAAGUCCCAGCAAAGAGGGGUGAACCAGGCGCGACGCAAAUGGCAGAUGAGCUGCGCAAACCUAGGACGGGAGGACCCCAGCACUAUGGUGCUCUUCGAAGACAUGCGUGAGAAGCGACGUGCGUGGACGCGGACAAUUGAGAAGGCCAAGACAUUACACUGGAGACGCUUUCUGGACGAAGCAGGCGAAGGAAAGCUAUGUAAAGCAGCAACAUACCUAAAACCGCGAGAGUCUUGGAGUUGUAUCCCUGCCCUUAAAGUUGGUGGACGGGAGGUGACCGACAACCAAGAGAAGGCAAAGGCAUUUAUGGACUCGUUCUUCCCCAUUAUGGCGCCUGCUCAAGAGGAAACUCUCGUGCAGCCCUUAGCUGAACUUCCAUGGCAGUCGAUUUCAGAGAUUGAGGUCUACCGAUCUCUAAAAUCGGCCAAAAGCUCGACUGCACCAGGAGAAGACGGUCUCCCGAUGUUAAUAUGGAAACGCCUGUGGAGACAUCUCGGAAACCUCAUCACUCGGAUCUUCGCGACGUCGAUCGUGCUGGGAUAUCACCCUGUAACAGCGCUCGACAAUGGCGGACUUGCACAAGGCUCACCCCUAUCGCCUAUCCUCUUCGCAUUUUUCAACAGUGAUCUAGUCGACCAGCCCGUCGAUUUCCAUGACGGUGCGUCGGCCUAUAUAGACGAUUAUUUCCGCUGGCGAGUCGGCCGGACCGCCGAGGAAAAUCUAGCCAAAAUCCAAUCGGAAGAUAUACCGCGGAUUGAAGGGUGGGCCCGGGUGGUCUUCGAUCACGAACUCCGAUGGAAGGACCACGUACAGCAGGUGGUUAAGCGAGCCACCAAGGUCAACAUCGCGCUAGGAGGGCUACGACAACUCCAGCCCGAGCAGAUGCGACAGCUAUACGAGGCGUGUGUUGCACCAGUCCUUGAAUACGCGUCAACGGUCUGGCACGAUCCACUUCGAGAUAAGACGCAUCUACGACAGCUACGCACUGUUCAGCGAACUGCACUCAUCCGGGUCCUCUCCGCCUUUCGAACGGUAGCCUCAUCUACGCUCGACGUUGAAGCCUAUGUGCUGCCUACCCAUCUUUGUCUCCGCCACCGUGCGCAGGACACCAUCACCAGACUCCAUACCUUACCACGGAAACACCCCAUAUGGGACACCCUGCUUCGAACUCAGAGACGACGGAAUACCGUUCGUUCGCGCGCCCGGUUCCCGCUCGCGGAGGCCCUGAAGACAAUGAGCCUGGAAAGGCUCCAAGAGCUAGAACUGAUCGACCCAACUCCGCUGCCACCGUGGCGGACUGGGGCCUUCUCAGAGAUAGAGAUUAAACCGGACAGAGAGAUUGCAAUGGCACGAGCGGACGCUGCACGGUCUAACUCAGACAUCGUCGUUUACUCCGACGCAUCAGGACGCAAAGGUCACUUAGGCGCCGCGGCGGUAGUGCUCGACGACAGGCUGAAGAUAACCGAGAGGGUACAGAUACAAGUCGGACCUAUGGACCGAUGGUCGGUACAUGCGGCUGAACUGUUCGGUAUCCUGUAUGCUACCAACCUCAUCAACAAGAUCGCCCUCCAACGGCGGAGAUCAACUGGUACACGGGUUCAGCACUCCACCAUCCUCAGCGAUAGUAUGUCAGCACUACAAGCAAUCCGGAACCCCGGAAACAAAUCCGGGCAGCAGAUCAUAUACGCUAUUCUACAAGCAGGCAGGAACACCAAGUCUCACGGCAUCGCGAUCCGGCUUCAAUGGACGCCCGGUCAUUGCGACUCACUCGGGAAUGACACCGCAGACCAUCCAUUCCCCCCCUUGCUAUCACGCGAGCGGGCUCACAUCAGACAAGGAAUCUACGCCUAA